Messenger RNA from Musa acuminata subsp. malaccensis (wild Malaysian banana), 1320 nucleotides. RefSeq lists its product as uncharacterized. The record is from RefSeq and is a predicted model, not a curated record. NCBI's taxonomy places the organism in Eukaryota, Viridiplantae, Streptophyta, Magnoliopsida, Zingiberales, Musaceae.
AAUCCCUUAUUCAAUUUCCCUACUCCAACCUGAUGCAUUUGUUUGAUUGGUUGGAUUCACCAAGUGGAACCUCGAUUGACUGCCAGAGCAAAGUUCAUCAACAAGUUCCUAUAGUUGCCUGAAUACUCUGCCUGUUAUUUAUCGAGGAGAGGAUGGAAGAAUGCAGUACCAAUCCUGCAGAUAGAAUGCCGAACAAGCAUUCACUGGAUAUCACAUUGGAGGAAUUGGUACGGACGAGAGAGGAGAUCAAGAGAGCUCGGGAAAGUGCGGUGCAAUCCUGGAUAGACUCCAUGCCCUCCAUUGAUGAGCUCGAAAGUUCUAGAUCUGUCCUCUCAAGAACCAGAAACAGAGUUACCAUGUACACCACAGCCAUUGCAUCGCUCUGCUCCCUGCUCAACUCCACUGGCAGAAGCAUCAGACAUAAACAAGCAGAGGAGAGCAACUCUAAGAUGGCAGCUGCAGAGAUGCGUCAAGAAGCCCACAGGAGACGUGAGGAGAUGGAGAGCCUGAAGGUGGAGAUGGAAGAGAUGGGUGCAUCUAGGAACAAGGUAAAGAUGAAGCUUCAAAUCAAAAGCCAGUUGCUGAAAGCCUUGCAACUUAAGUUGAGAGCGAUUGACAUGGAGAUGGAAGCAGUAAAUGAAUCAGUGGAUGCCACUCUGCAUCAAGCAAAACAUCUGAGAGCGGAUCACAAGAUGAUAGCUCUCUCACAUGAAGAAUACAAUGUGAUGUGCAGGAGAAUGGAGGAAGAGGCUGCAGCAGCAAGUUCUCGGAUUGUAUGGUGGGAUGGCAAGCGUUGUGCAGCAGCAGAUAGAAAGGCUAAUGCAUUGCAACGACUGCAGGCUCUUCAAAGAGAGAGGGAAAUAGCAGGAGUCAUGUCGAAAGAAGCACACUUAGAAGCAGGUAAGAAAACCAAAACCAAAGCUUCUCCACUGCAAGGGAAGCUGAAAGAGACUGAAGGAUACUACCAGCAACCGAGAAGGAGAGCAAGAAGGCAAAGCAGUGAGAAGGAGGUGAGGAAGAAGCAAUCGAUUCUUCAAAAAACUCGAAGAUUCAUCAUGCGGAAGCUAAAGUGGUUCUUCAACUGAUGACAAUGAAUAAGCAUCUUUUGUCAUGUAGAUUUCACGUGGUGUAUCAGUGUAACUAUCAGAAGUAUUCAGAUACGUACACAGAAACUACAACAAAUAUGAAACUUCUUGGCAUCUUAAUGUUGCUUAGCAUAACAUGGUUGGCAGAUCCAAAAUAUGAAGGAAACUAAUGCUUUAGAUGGUGAUGUACUUAUGGAAAGAAAUGAUUGGUUCCUGCAGGAGAGACAUGCAUUUA